Fusarium verticillioides 7600 is the source of this 4351-nucleotide messenger RNA. RefSeq lists its product as hypothetical. The record is from RefSeq and is a predicted model, not a curated record. The transcript has a single exon. Bases 2219 to 2545 code for a protein of 108 amino acids. NCBI's taxonomy places the organism in Eukaryota, Fungi, Ascomycota, Sordariomycetes, Hypocreales, Nectriaceae.
UAAGGACUUUUGCCCAAAAUUGUUUGGACCAGGAGCAAAACGUCGAAAACUGAAGCUGAUAGCGGGGCCGAACGCAGGGACUGACUCCGAGGCUGGGCAGCCUUUGGAUUGGGCCCAAUCACAGUUGGAGCGAGUCAGACCUGAGCUUGCAAAGUUGCAACAUGGUCCUUGUAUGGAAGAAAAAAAAAAGGCGGCUAUAAGACAACCUGCCUGUUGCAGGGAAAUGCGAAUGCCACGGUAGCCAUUGAUUGCUCAUGUCUUUUUUGUUCGUUUGGGAACAGGCUGCAAAGUGUUUUUGAGACGGCAGCGGCGAAUGCUCGGCUCCACUGCGAUGGCGAACUGAAGUCCAAGGAACGGCGGCACCCUGAUUGGUGUUUGCGAGCUUCUGUUAUAAUGUCGUGUUUCCCAUGUUUGCCAGGCUUUGCCAACAAUAUCAGGGCAAGGCUCGACGGCUGUUAUGGGGAACCCAUGCUCUGGCAGCCAACGCAAAAGCGAGACGUCGUCCUGCAGUGCGGUUACAGGGCAGCUGUCCACUAGAUAGAGCCCAACAAGGCCCAAUAGUGGGAUGCAGGCCUGCGUGAACAGCUGUAAGUGCCAGCAGCGGUUCCAUUUCCAUGUGACGUGAUAUGGGUUCCCAUCGGCAAGCGGUGUCGUAGAGCAAGGGAUCCAAUGGCAGCUAUGGCUGGAAGAGGCGUCACUGAAGCUAUUGAGCUCAAGUGCUGCAAGUCCGUCAUCAUCGCCACCACCGACUGACUACGCCUGGUGAGGGGCAUGGCAGCACCACGUCGCUAGAGGACGGGACAUCGAUCUCGAGUCCCCCGCCAAAAAUAUGAUGAAAAGGGCACCAUAUGGUUAUAGCAAUAACACGCAGGAGUAAAACAAGGCAAAACAAUAGCUUCAAAGAACGACAGAGGAAAACAUUAUUGACGAACCUAGACAUCAUUGCUUGAGUUGCUCUUCGUAGCAGAUCAAAACCUCCUCCCGCAUUGGAGGUCUCAGUGCCCGUCAUGGCUGGCGGCGAGGAGCUGCCGCGGCUUAAAAACAGGGCCGAAUUGUUGCGGCGGAGGAAGAGAGGGGCGAAGCGGGUAUAUUGCGUGAGGUGAAUCGUAUAACGUUGUCGGAUUGGGCGUCCGUGGCCCCAGGAUCGUUGCUCGGGUCGAUGGUAGGAUGAAGUCGCGAUAAGAGACGGUGAUCAAGAGCGCCGACAGAAAAUAUGAUGAUUAUUGUUGAGAAAAGGGAGAGGGGAAAGAUUGAGAUGGCACGAGCAGAAGAAGCGAUGGAGAUGAUAAUUAGACGUCUUUUUUGGGGCAAGGUCAAGGUGAGGUGGGCGUGGGUGACCUGAUGCGGGCUCUAGGGGUGUUGAAGUUCGUACAGUGCGCAAGACGAAAGUCGGGGAGGUUGGAGUACUUUGCAACUUGUGUUUUCUUUUCAACUUGAAAUUCGAGUAUUGGUUCCCAAAAUCAGAUAAGCCAAAAGCAGACGAAUUAUUAGUCCUUGGGAGGGCUCGGUAGCCGCUAAGAGAUGCUGUAGAGCUCUGAAAUACUUGGAUGGGGAGAGAAAGGUUGCAUGAUGAGGUAUUCUAUUCAGGUACUUGAUUACGGUUCAUGUCAUCGGAGGCAGCGUCAAAUACCUUUUAAUGCUUACAUCAUCCUACUAUUCCGGACUCAAACUCACUGCUUUUAGAUCCGAAAUGCAGCAACUUACGUUGGACUUUAUGUUACAGUUGAGACGUCUGCUUUCUUCUCUGCGAGGCUGAAUACAUUGGUGUUUCGGUAUUCGGCUUCACGACCCCAAACUUCCAUCAGGAUGAUUUGAGUUGCACACUGAUCUGUUUUCUGAAGUUGGCUCGGCGCCAUCCGCUAAAAGGCUCGGGCUUCUUGGGCUCUUAGUUCUUGUAGAAAAAAUAACCCCGCCUCUUGAUAAAAACCGAUAACGGGUUUGAAGAUACGUUUGCAGUCAAGGCUGCAUUGGAGAUGAGUCUAGGGAGCUGAAGGUGGAUGCCUCAAGAAAUGUCCAUGACAUCAGCGCUGGAACGAGCUGAUGGGACCAGGCCAAUAUUGUCGAACUUGGCUCUAACAAACAACCUGCGAAGGUAGGGAAUUCAGGCAUGACACCGUAAGUUGCCUUCUGGCUGCUUACAAAACAGCGGUGUCUUCUGGAAGAUGCAAAACUCCCAAAUUGGUUUGGAUAAUGGAGGUUGUCGGGUUUCAACUGAAUCAUGAUACCGCACCCUACUGAGGCGUAUCCACAGAUUACAAUACACACUCCACAGUGCGAGUGCGUAUUUCGAAUCGAGCUGCGACUUACACCAGCAGGGCUACCUAACAAUAGGCCGGCAAGUGGAGGAGAUGGUCCCUCUGCAAGUCUGCCAUCGCAAUUCCCAUCUUCUGAGACGACAGGAAACAAACUUCCAACCACUCGCUCAAAGACUGAUGGGGCUUUUCACUUCAGGCGGGGGUUCAACAAGAGUUGUUCAUUGCUGAUUGCAUACGGAGUACUCCUCUUAUAUUACACAUCAUCAACAUCAGCAACCAGCGGUACCUAAGGCUUGGCGAAAACUGCGUGCUGCCAUUGCUUGGCUGAUAGCCUGAUACUUCACUUUGUUAACCGCUUUGCUAACCAUGAGCAAUACGGUGUCUGGCCCUAGCCUGGUUCAAUAGCAUGGCCAGCUCACUAAGAACCGUGGAGAUUUCGGGGGUGAAGCAUUAUGAUAUCUUAUUUUGAUCAUAAUAACCCAAUAACACUCAUUUCGAAGGAACACAUCUCUACCUAACUUUAGUUGACCUUAGCCCCCACCACAAGACAACACAAGAAGCCCAGAACUUAACAGGGUCUUUUUCAACUCUAGCACUACCUUACUGUGUCUGACCAGUGGACCAUGAAUAUCUCGUGAUAGGUCAAGGUAUUCCAGUACAUCUUCACAAAGUAUCAAUAACAGCCUUGCAACCCAUAAGCUUAUGGUCCCUUCCGGCUCGGGACGACUUCCUCGUUCCGUGAGGCCUAAAGGAUCCAGCCGUGCCAUGGCAUGCAUGAUCCUUUUUGCCAUUGUUCAAUACAGCCCAGCUCACCAAAACCCAGGCCUGCGAGGUGACCGACCGAUAGCACAAGUCGCCGUCUGCCGUAUACUCUGGUUCACCCUGCUUUUCAGCCUCGGUGCAUCAAAGUCGGCCUCAGCAUCAAUCAUUUGUCAUUAAUCCGGUUGCCUACUGUGUUACACUGGAUCUUUGGUGAACCGACAAUACGGAUACGGAGUCCCAACAUUUGCAUGUGGUCAGUAGGUGAGGCAGUUUAAGCGACUGCAACAUGACUUCAUUGCCACUAUCUAGAACAAGGGUAUUGUGUUUUGAUCUGCUGCUUGAGUCAUCUGAGGGCCUUGGUUGAAAGUUUGUUUCAGUUACCAGACUACAUAUGUACCAUUCUACAGCACAGUACACUCAGGCUAAGGGAUACAAGUAAAAACUCAAGACUUUGAUCUUAUAACUUAGCAUAAGGUUUUUCUUCUCUUUCUUUUCUUUGGCUUUUUUUCUUUAAAUUUUAUAUACAUAUAUACAUAUAAAUCUAGGAAGGAUUAAUCUAGAGUACCUAUUGCUGAGUAUACUUUAACACCAUAUAUAAUAAAGGUCUGAUGCUUUCUUGCUCCCCAAGCUCAGGAUGAUAUGCGCCGUGUUUCACAUCUUCCAACCUAGAUCUGAUGUCCAUACUCGUGUAUUUAAAGAGACCUUGAUCUCCUGUCUCAAUGACACAAGUUCGCGUCCAUUAAAUAUGAUAUAUUUCCAAACAAUAUCAGAAUCGGACAGGCAUAACGUGGGUCCUAGUUUAUUGUCCGUGGCUUCUCUGGAAUUGCAAUAAAUCGCAUGCUUCAGCUCAUCCGUGGUUGGGUUGACUUCCAAUGGGGACUUCACCAGGUCUGGUGUUCUCGUCUGUAUCAUUGUAUAGACCAACCAAGUCAUCACAGACCUGAUCUUAGUAUGGCGAUUGAUCGGCUUUCAGCUCUUGCUGCAACCUUCCCAUGUGGCUGUUGUGUUACAAUCCCCUGCCCUAUUGGGCAAUAUUCCGAUUGUGACACCUCAAACCAGACACAUCGACUUGCUAGUGAGGUUUUGAAAGAAACAAAGUAACAUAGCUUUGAGUGAACUGACAAGCACGCCAGGGCUACAGGGGCUCACAAUGAGGCGUGACUAGUCCCGUAAGCUGAAAUGCAUGGCGCAUCAUGCCUGGAACACUGCGGCAUAUCACCGACCGCAUCAGAGUUUUCAUAAUAUAUCCGAUUGAUUGGUGUAUCACUAAAAUCUUCGUAACAGAGAAUGAUAAACGACGAAAUUGUGAAUUGAAUAGCCAUGAAGCUCAACCA